Coregonus sp. 'balchen' is the source of this 20345-nucleotide messenger RNA. The record is from the annotation of a GenBank genome assembly. NCBI's taxonomy places the organism in Eukaryota, Metazoa, Chordata, Actinopteri, Salmoniformes, Salmonidae.
AUGUUAUCCCGUAUCACCACAGUCCUCUUAGCUGUGUUGUGUCGAUGUGUGCUGGUGUCUCUCGGGGUGGACCCCCCUCACCCCCGUCGGGAGAUCCGAAUCGAGGGAGACCUCGUCCUUGGGGGUCUGUUCCCGGUCCAUGAGAAGGGGGGAGGAAUAGAGGAGUGUGGGAGGGUAAACGAGGACAGAGGGAUCCAGAGGUUGGAGGCCAUGCUGUUUGCUAUAGACAGGAUCAACUCUGAUCCUACUCUACUGCCUGGAGUCAGUCUUGGAGUUCACAUACUGGACACCUGCUCUAGAGAUACAUACGCACUGGAACAGGUUGGUGAGCAAUGUCACACACACACAUGCACCCACACACAUAUGCACAAACAUACACACACACUCUUUAUUGCUUCCUGCUUUUUCUAUCUGAGCUCUUGCUCUAGAACAUUUAUACAAAUGGCAUAAUAAGCUUGACCUUGAAAUCACAAAAGUAAGCAUUACUGUAGCUCACAAAAAACACUGUGAUCUCCUUUUCUUUCAAAAGAUUUGAAAAUAUUACAUUUACAGUCUUUCAAUAAGUGUUUAUUGAGUGUAUGUACAUGGGUGUUUGUGUGUGUGCGUGUGUGCGAUGCUGUGUGUAUGUGGAUGUGUUUAAGUAUACUUGUGGGGACCAGAAGUAACAACAAUAAUAGUAAACAAACAAACAUUUGGGUCAAAUGAUAUUUCUAGGGGGUUUAGAGUUAAGGUUAGAAUGAAUGUUAGGGUUAGAAUUAGGGUUAGGGUUAGGGUUAGGUUAGGGGUUAGGGAAAAUAGGAUUUUGAAUGGGACUGAAUUGUGUUUCCCCACAAGGUUAGCUAUAUAAGACUGUGUAUGUGUACUACCCAGGCGCUGGAGUUUGUGCGUGCGUCUCUGACCAAGGUGGACGAUACAGAGUUUAUCUGUCCUGAUGGAUCCUACGCUCUACAGGACGACAGUCCCCUGGCCAUCGCUGGAGUUAUAGGAGGAUCUUAUAGCAGCGUGUCUAUACAGGUAACACACAAACAAGAUCACAUGGUUUGACACGUUUUGACUUCAGUAUUCAACGUUUGACCAUUGGGUUAAGUUAAGGCAUUUAUUCCGAAAGGUUAAGGUAAGGGUUAAGGUUUGGGAUAGGGUUAAAUCAGAAACAACGUGACGGCUAAGUUUUAAUUCCGAAUGGUUAAGGUAAGGGUUAAGGUUUGGGAUAGGGUUAAAUCAGAAACAUCUUGACGGCUAAGUUUAGGCAUUAAUUCCGAAUGGUGAAGGUAAGGGUUAAAGUUUGGGAUAGAGUAAAACAAUUAUUUUUUAAAAUAAAGUGCUGCAAGCCUACUUGAUUGGAGUAGCGCUCAUCGUUGCCAGAGUAGCGCUCAUCGUUGCCCCUAGUGGCGGCUUUGAAGGCAUCUCCCGACAUCCUGGACAAACGUCAAAUAUCACCUUGGAUCUCGAGUGACCUGGCUGAACAGACACAAGUACCACACAUGCACGCACACAUACACAGACACACACACAAACAAGUCCAUUCACACACAUCCAGUGAUAUGGUAUUGUGACAGAGUAAGGUGAUUUACAUAGUUCAGCAUAAAUCCUCCUCUUCUACUCCUCUGCACAGCAAAAUCACUGGUGUACAGUCGUGGUCAAACGUUUUGAGAAUGACACAAGUAUUGGUCUUCACAAAGUUUGCUGCUUCAGUGUUUUUAGAUAUUUUUGUCAGAUGUUACUAUGGUAUACUGAAGUAUAAUUACAAGCAUUCCAUAAGUGUCAAAGGCUUUUAUUGACAAUUACAUGAAGUUUAUGCAAAGAGUCAAUAUUUGCAGUGUUGAACCUUCUUUUUCAAGACCUCUGCAAUCCGCCCUGGCAUGCUGUCAAUUAACUUCUGGGCCACAUCCUGACUGAUGGCAGCCCAUUCUUGCAUAAUCAAUGCUUGGAGUUUGUCAGAAUUUGUGGGGUUUUGUUUGUCCACCCGCCUCUUCAGGAUUGACCACACGUUCUCAAUGGGAUUAAGGUCUGGGGAGUUUCCUGGCCAUUGUUCAAUGUUUUGUACCCCGAGCCACUUACAGUGGGGGAAAAAAGUAUUUAGUCAGCCACCAAUUGUGCAAGUUCUCCCACUUAAAAAGAUGAGAGAGGCCUGUAAUUUUCAUCAUAGGUACACGUCAACUAUGACAGACAAAUUGAGAAAAAUAAAUCCAGAAAAUCACAUUGUAGGAUUUUUAAUGAAUUUAUUUGCAAAUUAUGGCCUGGCCAGUCUCCAGAUCUCAACCCCAUAGAACAUCUUUGGAGGGAGUUGAAAGUCCGUGUUGCCCAGCGACAGCCCCAAAACAUCACUGCUCUAGAGGAGAUCUGCAUGGAGGAAUGGGCCAAAAUACCAGCAACAGUGUGUGAAAACCUUGUGAAGACUUACAGAAAACGUUUGACCUGUGUCAUUGCCAACAAAGGGUAUAUAACAAAGUAUUGAGAAACUUUUGUUAUUGACCAAAUACUUAUUUUCCACCAUAAUUAGCAAAUAAAUUCAUUUAAAAUCCUACAAUGUGAUUUUCAGGAUUUAUUUCUCUCAUUUUGUCUGUCAUAGUUGACGUGUACCUAUGAUGAAAAUUACAGGCCUCUCUCAUCUUUUUAAGUGGGAGAACUUGCACAAUUGGUGGCUGACUAAAUACUUUUUUCCCCCACUGUACUUAUCACUUUUGCAUUAUGGCAAGGUGCUCCAUCAUGCUGGAAAAGGCAUUGUUCGUCACCAAACUGUUCUUGGAUGGUUGGGAGAAGAUGUUCACGGAGGAUGUGUUGGUACCAUUCUUUAUUCAUGGCUGUGUUCUUAGGCAAAAUUGAAUGAAUGGUCUCAGGAUGCUUUACUGUUGGCAUGACACAGGACUGAUGGUAGCGCUCACCUUGUCUUCUGCGGACAAGCUUUUUCCGGAUGCCCCAAACAAUCGGAAAGGAGAUUCAUCAGAGAAAAUUACUUUACCCCAGUCCUCAGCAGUCCAAUCCCUUUACCUUUUGCAGAAUAUCAGUCUGUCCCUGAUGUUUUUCCUGGAGAGAAGUGGCUUCCUCGCUGCCCUUCUUGACACCAGGCCAUCCUCCAAAAGUCUUUGCCUCACUGUGCGUGCAGAUGCACUCACACCUGCCUGCUGCCAUUCCUGAGCAAGCUCUGCACUGGUAGUGCCCCAAUCCCGCAGCUGAAUCAACUUUCGGAGACGGUCCUGGCGCUUGCUGGACUUUCUUGGGCUCCCUGAAGCCUUCUUCACAACAAUUGAACCUCUCUCCUUGAAGUUCUUGAUGAUCCAAUAAAUGGUUGAUUUAGGUGCAAUCUUACUAGUAGCAAUAUCCAUGCCUGUGAAGCCCUUUUUGUGGAAAGCAAUGAUGACGGCAUGUUGCAGGUAACCAUGGUUAACAGAGGAAGAACAAUGAUUUAAAGCUUCCAGUCUGUUAUUCUAGACUCUUAUCUCCCUCACUAACUUUAAGCAUCAGUUGUCAGAGCACCUUACCGAUCACUGCACCUGUACACAGCCCAUCUGAAAUUAGCCCACACAACUUCCUCAUCCCCAUAUUGUUGUUUAUUUUGCUCAUUUGCACCCCAGUAUCUCUAUUUUCACAUCAUCUAUCAUUCCAGUGUUAAUACUAAUUGUAAUUAUUUUGCACUAUGGCCUAUUUAUUGCCUUACCUCCAUAACUUGCUACAUUUGCACACACUGUAUAUAUAUUUUCUGUUGUAUUUUUGACUGUAUGUUUGUUUUACCCCAUAUGUAACUCUGUGUUGUUGUUUUUAUCGCACUGCUUUGCUUUAUCUUGGCCAGGUUGCAGUUGUAAAUGAGAACUUGUUCUCAACUGGCUUACCUGGUUAAAUAACGGUUAAAUAAAAAAUAAAAAUAUAAUAAUACUGUGAUGGUCUAGUUUUACCCUAACACAGUGGUGUUAGGAAACUCCUGGUUUACAGGCCACAUCAGGCCUCUAAUUCACAUUACGCUGGCUUGCAAAGUAAAGUGUAAUUCCUAUUGGAAUCCAGCCAGAGUUAGGAUACACAACAGUUGCAAUUUUUAUUCUCCCGCAACCUGCAUUCAGAAUGACUGUCAGGAUUAAGAAAGAUUAUAAGAAGACUAGCUAAACCAUUUAAACUGGAAUAACCAUAUCAGUAACGGGUGCAAUAAAAAUAACUAACUUGAUUGGAUUAGUUUUGAAAACGGUAUGUUCUUUAUGUAGCAUAAGAUUAACCAAUCAUUCAAUGCACAUGCAAAAACACAGAUAUUCAAAACAAUCCCAAAAAAAAUCCACCUGCAGUAGAGCAUGCUGGGAAAUAUGAUAAUGAUGGGCGUGGUUUUGAUGGGACUGUUUUACUCUCCAAAGUGUAAAACAAUAACUCUGGUUAUUAAUACCAACACUGGGGGUUGUUUUAAACCACUGAGUGUUCAUUUAACUCAAUUUAACUCCUGAAUCAACACUAGAAAUGUUACACUGAAAAAUCAACACUGGCCAAUUUGCUGUGUGUGACUGCACAAAGCAUCCUCUCCUUUCCUCUCCUCCAUCUGACCCAAAUCCCUAAUCUCUCAAUUUCUCUCUCCCUCCAACUCUCCCUCUGUUUUUCCUCAAUCUCUCUUUCUUUUGUUUCGCUCUCUCUGACUCUCCUACCCCAUCUUUUCCUCUCCAUCUCUCUGUGAUUUUCCUGUGUUUUAUAUAUUUUUCCACACUAUGAGGUUGGAAUAAUACUGUGAAAUUGUGAGAAUUAUGAUAAUGCCCUUUUAGUGUAAGAGCUGUUUGAAAAGACCGCCUGAAAUUUCAGCCUGUUUUGGUGGGAUGGAGUUUUGGCCUGCCUGGUGACAUCAAUAAGAAAGACAGUUCCAAAUCUCUCUGCCGAUAACAGCUAGUUUUCAGUUUUUCCCUCCCCACUCAGACCACUCCCAGACAGUCUCUUGCUAAGAUGAUCUUUUUGAACAUUUACAUUUAAAACAAUCAAAUUAAGGUACUUAAUUGUUAGCCAGAAAUAAUUUGAUAAUGAGAUAAAAAUGGCUGCAUUGGGCCUUUAAAAGCUGUCACUCCUUCACUCCGAGGGGAGAGCCCAGUGUAUUCUGACCUCAGCCCACUCUCCUCCUCUCUCAGAUAGGCAUUGUUAUCCCUCCAUCGCUUUUUUUUCAUCACACACAAUUAGUCCUUGUUUUCUCUGGGCUGACAGUUGUUGUUGUUGUUGUUGUUGUUUGGCCUGUGUGCCCUCAGAGCAGUCUGUGUGUGUGUGUGUGUGUGUGGUGUGUGUGAGAAAGAGAGAGAGAGAGAGAGUUUUCCUAUAUUUGUUCUUUGCAGGUUAUCUGUUCCUACAAACAUACUGUCAUAGGUAUUUAGUUAGUUUACAACCAUAGAUGCCUAGCAGCUAUUUGUAUAGUAACCACAUCUGACUCACGUAACAAAUAAAAAAUGCUGUCACUACACCCUCUCUCAGUCCACACACAAACUUGCACACAUUACUGGAAUGUAUUCCCAUGUUCACAUCAUAGUUCACAAAAUGACUCAGAUAGCAGUCAUGUAAUAUGAUUAGAUGGAGAAACACGUCAGUAUAUCCACCUGUACAGUGUGUGUGUGUGUGUGUGUGUGUGUGUGUGUGUGUGUGUGUGUGUGUGUGUGUGUGUGUGUGUGUGUGUGUGUGUGUGUGUGUGUGUGUAUGUGUGUGUGUGUUUUAAUCUCCUGGAUUAUUCAUUUAAUGAGAUGCUGACAUGUUGUCAAAACUUCACAGAGUUGUGCUGUGAAUUAAAUUAAAUAUAGACGAGCCAUAGAACCAUGCCCUAACUGGAUUAAACAUGAGCUAAACCAACACAGCUGUACUGUGUGUGUGUGUGUUUGUGUUUGUGUGUGUGUUUGUGUGUGUGUGUGUGUGUGUGUGUGUGUGUGUGUGUGUGUGUGUUUGUGUGUGUGCGAGCGUGCGAGUGUAAAAUCCCAAUCAGGAGAACGUGACCAUAGAAAAAGGAAUAUAAUAUGAACCCCAGAGCCCUGAUGUCCAACACUAAUGGAUGAGUGUUUGCAAGUGUGUGUGCAUCAUCAUCUGUGUGUGUGUCUGUUUCUCACAUCUUUUUGCCUCUCUUUCCCAGGUGGCCAACCUGCUCCGCCUCUUCCAGAUCCCUCAGAUCAGCUAUGCCUCCACCAGUGCCAAGCUCAGUGACAAGACGCGCUACGACUACUUUGCCCGCACGGUGCCCCCUGACUUCUACCAGGCCAAGGCCAUGGCAGAGAUCCUGCGGCUGUUCAACUGGACCUACGUGUCCACGGUGGCAUCAGAGGGCGACUACGGAGAGACGGGCAUAGAGGCUUUCGAACAGGAAGCACGAAUGAGGAAUAUCUGCAUCGCUACCUCUGAGAAGGUAGGAAGAAAUAGGAGUGGAUAGGGUUGUCAGGAGAUUAUAUAGGUAGAUUGACAGUGAAGGAGAUAAGAGUAGACCUAGGUUAGAAUAUAGAAGAACAAGCAUGGAGUAGAUGAGGGGUUGGUCAAACAGAAACAGCAGGAGAAGAGUUGGGUUUAGAGUUAACCCUACAGUGUGAUACUAUAGUAUUUUAGCCUGCUAUUCUAUGUAAUAGACCUCUUCCUGAAUUUUGUUUACUCCCUCUGGUUCCAGUUUAAAUAACUAAUUACCUCCUCCUGUCCAGGUGGGGCGCUCUAAUGCUAAGAAGUCCUAUGAGGCAGUGAUCAGGCAACUCCUCCAGAAGCCCAAUGCCCGCGUGGCGGUUCUCUUCCUGAGGAGUGAUGACGCUCGGGAACUCCUCUCUGCCGCUGCACGACUCAACGCCACCUUCAUCUGGGUGGCCAGCGAUGGCUGGGGGGCACAGGAGAGCAUCGUCAAGGGCAACGAGGUCACGGCCGACGGGGCCAUCACCCUGGAACUGGCGGCCAAUCCCGUGCCGGCUUUCAACCGCUACUUCCUAUCUCUGGAUCCAAUCAACAACCGCCGCAACCCCUGGUACCGGGAAUUCUGGGAGCAGAAGUUCCAGUGCUCACUUGGCGGAGGGGGAGGAGGAGGUGGGGCAGGAGGAGUUGGGGCAGGGGGGAUGGUGUCUCUCUCCCUCCCUCCAUGUGAGAAGGGUGUAUCGGUGGAUGACAGUAACUUUGAGCCCGAGUCCAAGAUCAUGUUUGUGGUGAAUGCGGUAUACGCCAUGGCCCACGCCCUCCAUAAGAUGCAGAGGACAUUGUGUUCCAACACCACCAAGCUCUGUGACAGCAUGAAGGCUCUGGAUGGACGCAAGCUCUACAGAGACUACCUUCUCAACAUCAGCUUUACAGGUCAGUACUGUCUGAAACUACCUACUGAUCCUCAGCUUCACAGCUCAGUACUGAAACUACCUAAUGAUCAUCAGCUUCACAGGUCAGUACUGUCUGAAACUACGUACUGAUCAUCAGCUUCACAGGUCAGUACUGUCUGAAACUACCUACUGAUCAUCAGCUUCACAGGUCAGUACUGUCUGAAACUACGUACUGAUCAUCAGCUUCACAGGUCAGUACUGAGACUACCUACUGAUCAUCAGUUUCACAGGUCAGUACUGAGACUACCUACUGAUCAUCAGUUUCACAGGUCAGUACUGUCUGAAACUACGUACUGAUCAUCAGCUUCACAUGUCAGUGCUGAGACUACCUACUGAUCAUCAGUUUCACAGGUCAGUACUGUUUGAAACUACCUACUGAUCCUCAGCUUCACAGGUCAGUACUGAGAUUACCUACGAAUCAUCAGUUUCAUAGGUCAGUACUGAAACUACCUACUGAUCAUCAGUUUCACAGGUCAGUACUGUCUGAAACUACCUACUGAUCAUCAGCUUCACAGGUCAGUACUGUUUGAAACUACCUUCUGAUCCUCAGCUUCACAGGUCAGUACUGAGAUUACCUACGGAUCAUCAGUUUCACAGGUCAGUACUGAGACUACCUACUGAUCAUCAGUUUCACAGGUCAGUACUGUCUGAAACUACCUACUGAUCCUCAGCUUCACAGGUCAGUACUGAGACUACCUACUGAUCAUAAUUUUCACAGGUCAGUACUGUUUGAAACUACCUACUGAUCCUCAGCUUCACAGGUCAGUACUGUGACUACCUACUGAUCAUAAUUUUCACAGGUCAGUACUAUUUGAAACUACCUACUGAUCCUCAGCUUCACAGGUCAGUACUGAAACUACUUCCACAACAUCAGCUUCACAGGUCAGUACUGUACACCUGGGAGAAUGCAAGGGGAGCGGUAGAGUGAGAGAGGGAGGGAGUUAAAAAGAGAGAGGUAAAGGGGAAUGCUCAACAUGAACUUUACUGGUGGUCUUUUUGAGGGGAGGGAGAGAGAUGAAAGGGGAGGAACGAGAGUUCAGUAGGAGAGAGAGAAGGGGAGAAUGAUGCAAGCAUUGCUUUCGCAAGCAUAGCAACAUGAAACGUGUAAGAACAAUUCACCUUAAUUAACAUGUACGGUCAUGCUUGCUAGUUGCCAUUGGCAUUUAUUAGCUGUAUGUAAUUGAUACGACAGCACAGAGCAGGUGUGACGAAUCACAGCUCAAGUUAAUCCAACCCCAUAUUCUAUCAUGUCUACUAAUGACAUUCCAUUUUAUAAUAGAGACUCCUAUAGAAGUAAUAAUGAGAUUGUGUGUGUGUGUGUGUAUGUGUGUGUGAAGACUGGAGAGAAGAAAGAAAGGGAAAUAGGAUUGGGUUGAGUGGCAGGUGGGGUACAAAGACAGAGGAAUAAAUACACUGCUGUAGGAAAGACAGACAGACAGGUAUUGAGGUGCUUACUCCACUGCUAACCAUUACCAAUUGGGGACAUCAAAAUACAUCAACAAACAGCUCUGCCACUACAGCUUUAGAAAGACUGGGAGAGGGAGUCAGAGACAGAAAAAAGUGGGAGGUUUGGGCAUAUGGUGACUGACAGGCAGACUGAAGUGGGGAGAGGUGGAGAGAAAGGAGAGAAAGGUAGCAAUAGUGAGAGGGAGUGAGGUGGAGAGAGAGGGAUAGAGCGAGGGAUGGAGGCAGAGAGGUAGAGAUGAGUUGCUGGUGGCGUGGGACAGUAUGAAUCAGCAGAAGAGGAUUCUCUUUGAAAUUCCACAUCUUCAUUUCUCAAGCUGCAAAUCAAAGGACUCAGAGCAUGACUGUCUGAGGGAGAGAGAGAGAAGGAGAGAUAGAGGGGGAGAGAGUAAAUACAACCCAUAUUUAUGUUUAUUUAUUUUCCCAUUUGUACUUUAACUAUUUGCACAUUGUUACAACACUGUAUAUAUACAUAAUAUGACAUUUGAAAUGUCUUUAUUCUUUUGGAACUUCUGAGUAUAAUGUUUACUGUUAAUAUUUAUUGUUUAUUUCACUUUUGUUUACUAUCUACUUCACUUGCUUUGGCAAUGUUAACAUACGUUUCCCAUGCCAAUAAGGCCCUUAAAUUGAAUUGAAUUGAAUGAGAGAUAGAGGGAGAGAGGGUGAGAAGGAGAGAGAUAGGGGAGAGGCAGAGAGGCAGCCCAGCCUCCAGUGAGCAGGAGAGGAGUGGAGGUGGGAAAGAUAAGUCUGAAAAGUUAGGGAGGGCUGGAGAGAAAGUGAGAGAGAUGGGGGAGUCUUAUCUGAUCUGCUAGCAUCCCUAAAGUUGAUCUCCCCUCUCCUCCCUUCCCUCUCUCCCCCUACCUCCCUUUAUUUUGGUUACCAGAGCUAGAGGAAGAGAUCUCUUUAACUUUGAAAGAGGGGUUUCGAAGGAGCAUAGGGGAUUUAACGGGUGUAUGUGUGUUUGUGUGUGUCUCAGUCACCAGAUCUCAACCCAAUUGAACACUUAUGGGAGAUUCUGGAGCGGCACCCAGGACAGCGUUUUUCACCACCAUCAACAAAACACCAAAUGAUGGAAUUUCUCAUGGAAGAAUGAUGUCACAUCCUUCCAAUAGAGUUCCAGACACAAGUAGAAUCUAUGCCAAGGCGCAUUGAAGCUGUUCUGGCGGCUCGUGGUGGCCCAUGAGUUGCCAGACAAUUUAAGUUGGUGUUUCCUUUAUUUUGGCAGUUACCUGUAUAUUACAGUUCGGAAUAGAUAGACAUGUGGUACACUGGUGAUGAUCAAGGUGAGGAGGAUGAGGCCCUCUCAACGCUAGAACAGACCCCUCUCUGUAGCUAUGCUGUUGCUAUGGUAAUGAAGCUGACACUAUGGCCAAUUGUCGAAGUAAUCCUGUAGAUGUGAGCUUCUCUCAAUGCCAACUGCUGAACACACACAUGCACGGAUGCACACACACACACACACACACACACUCACUUAUACACACUCAGAGAUUUGCACAAAACGACAGCUUGAGAUGUUUGUUUUUUGCUGCCAUGAAAUCGCAGACACCCCCAACCCACACACUUUUUAAAGCCGUCAUUCAACUCCCACCUACCCACCCCCAUCUGCAGCUCAGAUCAGUCAACACACACACAAACACACACAGGCAACCUCCUGUUCAAAUAGUUGUCAUAGAUGUGUGAUAUUCCCUCUCCUCUGCUCUUUUAUGAGUGCAUGUGCGUGCGUGCGUGUGUGUGUGUGUGUGUGUGUGUGUGUGUUAGCAGAGCGAGGAGAGGCAUUGUGCCUUCAGGGCGCUAUUGAGCUGAGAGCUUACUGUAACGGUUAUGUGCCAGAGAACAACCUUCACUCUCUCUCACUCUGUCUCUCCCUCUCUUUCUCCUCCUCUCCCCCUCCCCCCUCUCUCGUCACACUUGAUAACAGUGCUUCCCACUCAUAAACUCUUCACAAGCUUCUUCCCUGGCUGUUAUUUUUCCUUUCCUUUCCUCCACUCCAUCCCUCAUUCCCCUUCCUUUAGCUCAUCCUUUUAUCUCACACCUUUCUUUCUCUGCUAUUCCUUUUCCUUUUCUGCUAUCUCUUCUUUCCUCUUGUCAGUCCCCUUCUGUCUCCUCUCUUAUCUUUUCUAUCACUCUUUUUCUUUCUCGACCACUGGCUCUGUUCUUUUCUCUAUCACCUCUCCUCUCCCCUGCUAUUCCUUCUUUUGUCUCCUCUAUCACUCCUCUCUUAUCUCCUUUCCUGUCCUAUUAUGGUGCCUCUUUCCUUUCUUCUCUCUUUUCUCUCUCUUCUAUCUCUUCUUUUCUGUCUGCUGUCCACUCUGAAUCUCUAUCCCAGGAGAGAAAGACCACAUAGAGAACAGAUAUAGCCCAUAGUGGUGUUUUGUGUAUGUGUGUUGGUGUACACUCUAUGUAACCCUGCAGUGCUGUGUAGCUGUGUGUGUGUUGUUUCUGACACGAUUGUUCCUUCUCCCGACACACGCUCACUCUCCCUGGGACACAGAUGUAUGAGGUCAUCAUCACCCCAAACACUCCUGAUUGGACUGAACACUCCCCAUGCCUAACACACAUCACACACAUCACACGCACACACGCACACGCUCAGUGUGCCUAAUGCACAUUACACACACCACUUUACAUUGCAGCCCUGAAGAUGCUAGUGAGGGUGGAUGAGAAAGAUGAUGAAAAAGAGGGAUGAACAGAAAUAGAGAGUGUGAGGGGAAAAGAGGGAGAGAGAGCCUCUGGGAUCUCCAAAUCACCCAUCUACAGCAAGGACAGUAGAGGAGAGGAGAGGAGUAUUUUCCGUGAAGAUUAUCUGAGCAUAUGUUGCACAAAGCUGUUUUAUCCUGUCUAAAUGUUACCUGUCCCCUAGUGUGUGGUGACAUCAGCUAAUUAACAGCCAGCCAGGUGGACUGUCUCUCUCUCUUUCUCUCUCACCCGCCCACCCUCACUCUCUAUUUCUCUCAUGUGCUGCAGUAUCAGAUUAUGUAUUCCCUCACUUCCCCCUUCAUUGGAUUAAAGGGGGUUGUCUCUCCUCCUCCCUGUAAUACCCACAAACCCCUGCGGCCAGCACGUUACCCCGAUAUGGCAGAGAGCGUAAUUAAUUUCUGAACCUCUGAAUGAAAACUCCUCUUCCCCUUACUUUUAAUUAAUCUAGAAUAAUAAAGACUCUCCCAACUAUGUCAAGUUAUGCAUGUUUUUUAAACUAUUAUAAACCUUUUGCUCUCAGAAUGAAAUCUCUCUAUCCUCUCUCUCUCUCUGACUCUUUCUCUUCUAACGUUCCUCAGUUUUUCUCUAGUCUUAAUCGCUGUAGUGUAGCUCCAGCUGUUUCAGUGUUAGAGAAAGCCUGCUGCAUUAGUCUCUGGAUAGAGAGAGCUAGAGAGAGAACGCGAGAGAGCAUUGUUGUAGCAGUAAGCAAUAGACGGAUGGUGUGGACAGACUUGCUCUGCAUAUGAAAGCAGUGCAGUGCUUUACUGUCUAACGUAAAGCUGCAGACUUUGCAAACUUCAGCCUCUUUCCAACGUCAGUGUGGACUAGGACAGUGGUUAUUCCACUAGAGCGCUCAACACAUAGCAGAUACUGCUGGGGAGACCUGAGGAGACUUGUGCCAACUUUAGAGCCUGAACUGGAGUCUCCCAGAGCUCCUAACCUGUUAGAACAAGCUGAGGGGAGCGAUGUGUCUUCACCCUGGGCUACAGAUGUUCUCUAGACUGAUAGGGUCAGAUACUGUGUCACAUAGAACAUAAUAUAGGAAAUUGCAGGACGAACAGUUUACGGGUUUGUUAGGAGUGUGUGUGUGUGUGUGUGUGUGUGUGUGUGUGUGUGUGUGUGUGUGUGUGUGUGUGUGUGUGUGUGCGUGUGCGUGUGUGUGUGUUCAGCAGUUGGUAUUGAGAGAAGCUCACAUCUAUGUGAGUGAACAGUGGACACAGGCUUCCAUUCCCACAAGGCACCAAACCUGAAUGAACUAGAUCACACAGCCAUAGAAACAAAGGCCUCUACUGGUGGGGGUGGGGAUCUGAUAGCAUGUUUUUCUGUUGUUGUAUUUUUUUCUCAACCAGCUCUCACGGUCUCAUGUCAGAAUUAGACAUUUGUCCAUGUUUCUCAAACUUUAUAUUUCAAAGUUGUUCCAAAUGUCAAUUUUCGACAUUGUUCCAAACUGAAUAUUUCAAAGUGUUUAAAGUUAGGUUUAGGCAUUAACUCUGAAUUUUUAAGGUUAGGGUUAAGAUCAGGCAUUAACUCGAAAUUCUUAAGGUUAGGCAUUAACUCUGAAUGGUUAAGGUAAGGGUUAAGGUUCGGGAUAGGCUUAAAACAAAAAUAUCUAAAACAACUUUCUAUCGCUGGAUUCGAACUUGCAACCUUUGGAAUCAGAGGCAGAUGCUUACUAUUGCCCCUAGUGGCCAUUUUCCCAUGUCAACUCCCAAUGUCCUCAGACAUGGAUGGACGGCAAAUACUGACUUGUAUCACGGGUGACCAGGCUGUUUUUUCUACCACCUUGUCUAUGUCAGGUCUACACAGUCAUAACUCAAAGACAAAACUCAAAGAUAAUCAAAAAGGCAGUUGUUUCAAAACUCUAAGCACAUUUUCAAUUGACAAAGUACAACACACAAAAUCAUACAGCCACUUUUUCACCAAACUUAAUCAGUGUUUCAUCUAGAAAUACAUGUUUCACAUUGCAGUACAUGUUCAUAUAAAGUAAUUGCCUUUCACAAUGCAAUGCUCACAUUACUUUUGAUAUGAUUCUCUUCUCUUUUGAUAAAAUACAUUUUACUAUUACUUAAUCCAACUGCUCUUAAUUGAUGAUCACUUUAAUGUUUGGUAAACCUAUAGAUUUUAUAUGUAAACUGGUUUGUCUACUACAGAUUUUGAGAACUACAUAAUGAAAAUGUAUGUCUGUAAAGUAGAAAAAUAAAAAGUAUGAUAUAUACUUGAAUGCACUACUAUGAUGAUGACUGUUAUGAUUUUACUCCACAGUAAGUUUCUAAAAAAUCUGAUAUUGACAAGAAGAGAUGUACGUAUGUUACAAAUCAAGUCAAAGUUUAUUGGUUUGGUACACAGAUUAGCAGAUUGGACAGCAGGUGCAGCAAAAUGCUUGUGUUUCUAGCGCCUACAGUACAGAAAUACCAAAGCAAUACGCAAAUAUUCUAGAAAGUCCAAAACAAUAAAGAAAUGCAGCCCCUAUACAGUAAACAUGUAUCCAAAAUGAAGUUGCUGGGGUCUUUUUGCUUUACUAAAAUUGCAUUGGCCAAUACAGUACUGUAAUAUAUGCCAUUUACGUAGCAGACAUUUUUAUCCAAAGUGACAACAGCCCACACAUUUUGGUAUGUGAACCCAGUGGGAAUCGAACCCACAACUCUGGUGUUGCUAGUGGCAUGCUCUUACGAACUGAGCCAGGACCACCACAAUACAUAAUAACAAUACAAUACUGUAAAAUACAAUACAUGAUUACAAUACAGGUGGAAGAUGUAUGAUUGCCAUCCCCAUGAGCGUACCACCCUCCUUCAGGCCAUGGAUGAGGCAUAAAAUGAUUUCAGUCCAGACCUAUGUCAGGCUUGGAUUCACCAUGCCAAAAGGUUUUUCCCCAGGUGCAUGAACAAUGAGGAUAUUUACUGUGAUGUCGAUGAGAACCUAUGGCCAAAUGCUCAAGACAGGCUUGAUGCAAACUAGUGCCUGCAAAACAUUAUUUAUUUAGUUUCUUUAAUUUGAUUACAUUGUGAAAGAUGUCUUCAAUGAUCACACCUUUGAUCAUACAUGGGAUAGAAAUGAUGGAAAUGUGCUGUUCAGUCAACGUUAAUGGGUAGUGUAAGUGUAUUGCCUAGUGUGAAAACAGUGUAAUGUACUGUCAUUUACAGUACUGUGGCAUACUACAUUCAAAAGGCAAUUUGGAAACAUGUAUCUUACAUUUUUUGCUAUUGGAUUAACUAGUUGUUAAAAUAACUAAAUUUAGAAGAUAUUAUUAUGUUAUGUUUUGGUGAUUAAACCAAUGAAUUCAUUAUAUGUCACAGUAAACUUAGAUUUUGGAUCAAUGAUUGUGUGGUGAAAUGUCUACGAACAAAAUGAAUGCACAAUGAAAGGUUCUGAAUUUAAGACAGGCUGUGUAACGUGUUACCAGUUUGAAGUUAUGUACUAAGUUUGGACAAUUCACCACAUACUUGUGAAAAUAGUACCAAAGCGAUAAAAAACAACUCAUCUUGCAGUGUUGCAGUGUCUGUAACUUGCAGUGUUAUACAGUUAUGUAUUGACUGUCAGCAAGGUCUCAGUUCUCUCUCUGUGUGUGUGUGUGUGUGUGUGUGUGUGUGUGUGUGUGUGUGUGUGUGUGUGUGUGUGUGUGUGUGUGUGUGUGUGUGUGUGUGUGUGUGGCUAUUUUGCUUUAUUAUAUAGAGAUGGACUAUAUUUUGUAGUAUCAAGAAUUCUCAUCUAUUCUCAGUCUAAAGUUCUUAUCAGCUUUUCAUAAUUGAAAUCAUUUAACGUUUAUCUUUGAAGAGAUGUAGGUUGUCUUUGUGAUAUAUGGAUUUCAUAAGCCCCAAACCCUCUCUGGUCUGACACUCCAUUCUUCUUCUAGUCCUAGUCAGCACACAAACACACACACAAUACUAUCAGCUUUAGUUCCAGUCUGCCACAAUUCUCAGAACCAUGUGCUCUAAACCAGUUAGAAUAGGUCCUAACAGAGCCUAUCCACACAGAAGCACUGUUUAUACCUGGUGCUAUCAUGCUUCCUGUGUCCAGAGUAUGUCCACGUUCUGGUGGUGCCCACAUUUUCGGACAGGUGUAGACAAUUAAAAGAUGCAUUGGGAACUGAUUUUGAUCAGAUCUUAUAAGUGUAAACGGACAAGAUCAAGACAAGAUCAGGACGAAAGAUGCAUGUUACCACCAAACAUGCAUAGCCCACGGAUAGGCUUAACCUGACCCUUGUGUCCCCUCUAGAAUACCACGUGUACAGUAGAUGGUAGUCCUUAUAUGACCUGAUCCUGAGGUGCAUAUGAACACAGGAUCUAUAUAAAGCACAAGGUCUAUAUAAAACACAGGGUCUAUAUAAAACACAGGGUCUAUAUAAAACACAGGGUCUAUAUAAAACACAGGGUCUAUAUAAAACACAGGGUCUAUAUAAAACACAGGAUCUAUAUAAAGCACAAGGUCUAUAUAAAACACAGGGUCUAUAUAAAACACAGGGUCUAUAUAAAGCACAAGGUCUAUAUAAAACACAGGGUCUAUAUAAAACACAGGGUCUAUAUAAAACACAGGGUCUAUAUAAAGCACAAGGUCUAUAUAAAACACAGGGUCUAUAUAAAACACAGGGUCUAUAUAAAACACAGGGUCUAUAUAAAACACAGGGUCUAUAUAAAACACAGGGUCUAUAUAAAACACAGGGUCUAUAUAAAACACAGGGUCUAUAUAAAACACAGGGUCUAUAUAAAACACAGGGUCUAUAUAAAACACAGGGUCUAUAUAAAACACAGGGUCUAUAUAAAACACAGGGUCUAUAUAAAACACAGGGUCUAUAUAAAGCACACAGCAGCAUCAUGGGAAACAGAACUCACUAUGACACACUGAGCAUUUACAACCCAUCAGUAAACACACGCUGACUCGAUCUUGUUCAUGGAAACACUGUUGCAAUAUCCCUCAAUCUCAGUCUCAGCUCUGUAUAAGCCUACCUCAGAUGGGUAAACACUAAUGUUUCAUCUUGUAGUGAGGAGAUGAGUAACCUUUCCUGAAACCUGAAGACUCGUGUUAGCUCCCCAAGGGUUCAAACCAAGUUAUUUAACACUAGUGCAACACUCUCUUACUCGCUGCAGUUGUGUUGCUGUGCACAGUAUAUUGACCUCAGUGAGAUGCUGUAACACAGGGUUAAACCACUAAAUACACUUGCUACAACAUUCUCACUUUGUCACUUCGACUGGCUCUGUAUGUGAUUUAUGUCUUGGAAUUCAAUACACUCCUCUGUGACACUGCUUUGUUCAAAUCGACUUUAAAUUAAAUUGAAAUCCUGACACUAGUUCCAUUCUGUUUCUUAUCUUCUCUCCUCAUCUCUCUCCUCUAAUACCCUACCAUUCUCUUUCACCACUCCGCCCCUCCACUCUCCUCAUCGCCCCCUCCUCUCUCUCUCUCUCUCUCUCUCUCUCUCUCUCUCUCUCUCUCUCUCUCUCUCUCUCUCUCUCUCUCUCUCCUCUCUUUCUCUCUCUCUGUCUCUCUCUCUCUCUCUCUGUCUCUCUCUCCCUGUCUCUCUCUGUGUAUGUAUCUCUCUCUCUCUCUCUCUCUCGCGCUCUGUCUGUCUGUCUGUCUGUCUGUCUGUCUGUCGGUCGGUCGGUCUGUCUGUCUGUCUGUCUGUCUGUCUGUCUGUCUGUCUGUCUGUCUGUCUGUCUGUCUGUCUGUCUGUCUGUCUCUGUCUGCCUGUCUGUCUGUCUGUCUGUCUGUCUGUCUGUCUGUCUGUCUGUCUGUCUCUCUCUCUCUCUCUCUCUCUCUCUCUCUCCUCAUCCUUAUCUCCCUCUCAGCUCCCUUCUCUCCUCUCGGCAGUGAGACCGUGGUGAAGUUUGAUCCCUAUGGCGACGGGAUGGGACGUUACAAUAUCUUCAGUUACCAGCGCAACGCUGAUCGCUAUGGCUAUGUGCCCAUCGGCGAGUGGGCAGAAACUCUGAGCCUGAGCAGCGACCUGAUUCGCUGGCCAAGGGAGGUGGUGCCCCCAUCCCAGUGCAGUGACCCGUGUGCCCGCAAUGAGAUGAAGAAGAUGCAGGCUGGUGAGGAACACACACACACACAUAGGGCUUUGAGCAGGCUGCUCACUGCGAUCUAGUGACAGUACUAGUAGAGUGUAGUAGAGUGUAGUAGUGUAAUGUGUUUUGGAAGAAUGAAAUGAUUGGAGCAGCUGGCUUUCAUGUAAACAUCGUAGUUUCCUUUUCUAACAUAAACUCUGCCAAAGUUAAUGUGUAUGUUUUAUACCUGUAUCUUGUAGGAGAGUACUGUUGUUGGAUCUGUACGGCGUGUGAGGCUCAUGAGUACCUGGCUGAUGAGUUCACCUGUUCGCCCUGCGCCCCCGGCCAGUGGCCCAGUGAAGACCUCACUUCCUGCUACGACCUGCCCGAGGACUACAUCAUGUGGGAGGACGCCUGGGCCAUCGGACCCAUCAGUAUCGCCAUUGUCGGGUGAGACUUUAGAGGAGAGGAAUGGGGAUUAGUCUCACCAGUUGGCCCCCGACCCCCCCAAAAAUAAAAAAUAAAAAAUAUCAUUUUUGGAAGUCAGUUGGGGUCUCAUCUUACUGUUAAGACAUAGCAUAGUACAAUACACUACGUGCAAUCGAAAUUGCAUCAGCAGUUUUUCUCUUAUGAUGUCAGUCACUGACAGUCAAUCAAUUAGACCAUGUCAGCUAGCAUUUUAUAGAUUGCUAGGUAAGUUAGUCAGCUAUUUAAACAUUUUGCCGAAUUACUGACCGGGCACGCAAGCCAUGUGCCCAGGAGCCCUGACCUGCAUGGGGCCCCCAUUGAUUUUGUUAGUCACGCUCACUCAGAUAUCAUAUGAACAUGGCAUAAGUCAUGGUAAAAUGUGUACAACUGCAGGGAAUUAGCUUUAACACUGCGAAAUGUUCUCUCCAUCCCAUGACAAAAUAAGUAGAAUCGCAUGAAAUUAUUUUUAAAACUGCAACAUUUUCUCUCUGCCCCAUGGACAAUGUGUAGAAUUGCAGGACAUUAACUUUAAACCUGCACAUUUUUCUCUCCGCCAUGCUAAGAGGGAGGCCACUAAAAUGUUUUGCCCCAAAACAGCCCUGGGCAUAGGCUUAAAGUGCAGGUUUUUGUUUAGGCCUAGUACUAAUUCUAGAUGAAUUAGGGGAUUCAAUAAAGUAAACUGAAACUGAUCUACUCUCCCUCUGCAGGUUCCUGUGUACAUCUCUGGUGUUCUGGGUGUUUGUGAGACACAACAGCACGCCCCUGGUGAAGGCGUCAGGCAGAGAGUUGUGUUACAUCCUACUGCUGGGUGUCUUCAUGUCCUACUCCCUCACCUUCCUCUUCCUGGCCAAGCCCUCGCCUGCUGUCUGCGCCAUGCGACGCCUCGGCCUCAGCACCUCAUUCGCUGUCUGCUACUCAGCCCUGCUCACCAAGACGAAUCGGAUCGCCCGGAUCUUCAGCGGGGUGAAGGAUGGAGGCGGGACCACGAGGCCGCGCUUCAUAAGCCCCACCUCUCAGGUCAGAGGUCAUCCUAGCUGUCAAUCAAACAGGGAUAGAGGGAAGGAGAGGGGAGGAAGGUAGGGAGGGAAAUGUAGGAAUGGAUAGUUAUAGUUGAGAUGAUGAUGGUGUUCCUCUGUCUGAUGAUGGUGUCCCCCUCCCCCCUUGCCUCCCCUCCCCCAGGUGUUUAUCUGUCUCAGUCUGAUAUCGGUCCAGUUAGUGAUGGUGUCUGUGUGGUUGCUGCUGGAGGUUCCUGGUACCAGGAGGUUUACGUUACCGGAGCGACGACAGACAGUGAUCCUGAAGUGUAACGUCCGUGACUCCAGCAUGCUGCUGUCACUAGUAUAUGAUGUGCUCCUGGUCAUCCUGUGUACCGUGUAGGUGGUGUGUGUGUGUGAUUGUGUAUUUGUGUGUGUGUGUGUGUGUGUGUGUGUGUGGACUUCUCAAGAUGUAUUAUUCUGUUUAUUGCUUUUGACUUGAAGGAUUAUUUAGUCUUUCUUUCUUUUCUUGUCCUUUAUCUGAUGCUAGGUACGCCUUCAAGACCAGGAAGUGUCCAGAGAACUUCAACGAGGCUAAGUUCAUAGGUUUCACCAUGUACACAACCUGUAUCAUCUGGCUAGCCUUCCUGCCCAUAUUCUAUGUCACAUCCAGUGACUACAGGGUGAGAGCAAGGUUCACACACACACACACACACACACACACACACACACACACACACACACACACGUGUGCAUAAACAAAAACAUGUACACAACCUUUAUUUUUACAACACUUUUUAUUAAGACUCACUGCUGUCUUCUAAUGUCACUGGCUACAGGAUAGCUGACAGGAUAUCUAACUGUUUUAUGUGCACCCUUAUAUUAAUGUUAAUCCAAGAAGCAGUCCCUCACAGACAUAACUGCCAGGUACUGACAAACUGCUGACAAACAGAGCAAGAGGAGGGAGUGUGUUUACCUGAUCCUUACAAAACACACACACACACAGCCUUAGGCUGUGGAAAAGACGAACCGCUGCUUUGGUCUUGGUCAUUUGACUUUGUGAUUAGUCAGGUAGGGAGAGACACGCAAACACACUCUGGCCUUGCCUGUGAGAUGGUAUGUGUGUGUGUGUGUGCGUGCGUUUGUGCGUGUGUGCGUGUGUGUGUGUGUGUGAAGCAGGAACACGUGCAUGUGUGCUUUUGUGUCUGUUCAUGCAUAUGUCCAUAAAAAGAAUCCUCCCUUCCUCUGCUCCUCUGUUCCAGUGGAGUUACCAUGCUCUCUGUCUCCCUCUACAGGUCCAGACCACCACCAUGUGUAUCUCUGUCAGUCUCAGUGGUUUCGUGGUGCUGGGCUGUAUGUUCGCUCCCAAGGUCCACAUCAUCAUGUUCCAACCACAGAAGAAUGUCACCAGCCUCCGCCUCAAUAUCAACCGCUUCAGUGUCAGUGGUCCUGCCACCACAUACGCUUCACACGGUAUGGUUCAGUUAGGUCAAAGACACUGA